Molecule: messenger RNA, 1327 nt
Organism: Olea europaea var. sylvestris
Lineage: Eukaryota; Viridiplantae; Streptophyta; Magnoliopsida; Lamiales; Oleaceae
Product: F-box protein FBW2-like
Exons: 3
Coding region: 165-1127 (320 amino acids)
Source: RefSeq, a predicted model, not a curated record
UUUUCUUGAAUUGCUUUUACUCUUUUCCACUCACACUCAGUUUACUCUCUCUUUGAAGAGAGAGAAUGAGAGAAUUCUCUUAGACCUUCAUUUCAGGCGGAUAAAUUGGUGUGCUACUUCACAGAUCCAAGAGUACAAAAAGCUUGGAAAAUAGCUAAAGAUAAAUGGAGGAUGGGGACUAUGGUCGUCGAUGGGACGAACUAAUACCCGAUACACUCGGGCUAAUAUUCAAGAAUCUAUCGCUUCAUGAGGUAUUGACUGUAAUACCCAUGGUUUGCAAGUCGUGGGGAAAGGCAGUGAUGGGGCCUUAUUGCUGGAUAGAGAUAGACAUUGAAGAAUGGAGCCGAAACCGCAAGCCUGAAAUUGUCAACCGAAUGCUUCAAUUACUGAUAGGUCGAAGCUGUGGGUCGCCCCGAAAACUGUGUGUUUCCGGCCUCUCUGGGGACGAAAGCAUUUUGUUCAUUGCAAACCAUGCCAAAUCUUUACAGACGUUGCAACUGCCAAGAAGUGAAAUAAAUGAUUCGAUAGUGGAAAAAGUUGCUGGCAUGCUAUCCACUAUUACGGUUUUAGAUUUGAGUUACUGCAUCAAUAUAGGGGCUCAAGCUCUUGAAGCAAUAGGGCGGCACUGUAAAUUUCUUGCUAGUUUGCGGCGAAUAAUGCACCCACUAGAGGUGAUCGACAAGCUUUCCCAAGACGAUGAAGCCCUAGCCAUUGCUAAUACGAUGCCUCGACUCAAGCAACUUGAGAUUGCCUACUUGCUUGUCAGUACAGCAAGCGUAACCGAGAUUCUUAAAAACUGCAAACAGCUUGAGUUGCUAGAUGUACGAGGUUGUUGGAAUGUGAACCUGGACGAGAAAUUUGUGAAAAAAUUCCCGGAAUUGAAGGUGGUCGGACCCCUAGUCAUGGAUUGUUAUGAUAUGAAUGGCUGGGAUAAUUGCUCGGAUUAUUCAAGCUCGUCCGGUUACCUAGCCUGGGAUUUUGUGGCCGGGGAGAUUGAUGACGAUUUUGCUGAUGAGAUGUUGGAUGACUUUUGGGAAUACGAACAUCCUAUGGAGGAUGUAGAAAUGUGGUUUUAUGAUGAUGUUAAUGCUAUUGACGAGGGGUACGACUGGCCCCAAUCUCCCUGAGAUACGAAGAGUAUAGUUUGUAUUUGUUCGGAUCGCCUGCUGUUUCUUCACUCUGUAUGCUACUUGAGUUUGAUCUAAGUUCAUAUGCUCUCUGUGAUAUAACCAUGUAAGAAUCUCUUUGUGAUAUACUAUGUAAGAAUCUGGGCGUGUAUCUUGGAAGUAAUCAAAUCAGAAACACUUUCUAUAUCAAGCUUCGAUUA